CACACAUUCUAAAAAUAGCUCAUUUUCAGAAACAAGCGACCUACAUGAAUGUACUAUUUCUUAGAAACGCUGAAAAGAUUCCUUUGCUUUCGUUUUAUAAAAUACGUUCGUGCUUAGGUCAACUCAAAACAAAAAAGGAUACUUAACGACUGGCACAUUUCAAACUAUGGAGCUGUACAGACCACAUGGCAAAAACCAUUUAACAAACGAUGAUGCAUGGUCGUGGUUAAAAAAAGCUGCCCUGCCGUUAGUAGUUGCUGGAGCCUCGGUUGUUGCUGCCCCUCUCGUUCUGUCGGCUGCAGGAUUUGGUGCUGGGGGCAUUGUAGCGGGAUCCUUGGCAGCAAAAGGGAUGUCCGCAAUUGCAAUGUCGAAUGGCGUUGGCGUCGCUGCCGGAGGUUUUUUUCGCGGCAUGCCAGUCAGCGGGAGCGGUUGGAAUAGCCGGAAGUACACUUGCGGGAAUCGGGGUGGCAACUGGAACAGCCACAUUUGCUGUACAGGAAGGAAUCCUUCGCAAUGAAAAGAAGCUCAACACAAUUCAUGGAAACAAUGGUGGCACAGAUGAUGACGAGGAAUCAGAAAAUGAGGACGAAAAAGGAAGUGACGCUUUCUAUUUAAUUAAUAAGUAAACAAGAAAGAUAUUGAAUAAUGUCACAGGAUCUGGCGCAUAUUUUGUUUAUUUCGGUUAUAUACAACAAUAACAGUUUUAUCACAUGACGUUGCCUGUUUCGAGUGUAAUAUUAUCACUUUUCCCUACUAGUCACGCUUUGUUCUGAAUGAUUACUUUAUCUUUGGCGACAAAUAUGCUAUGUGAUAAAUAUAAUCUCACAUGAGUUUAAAGCAAAAUACAUGUUAAAGAAACUUGUAACAGUAAAGAUGUACAGCGAGCCUUAAGUGUCAUGUAAGGUUCUAUAUGAGGACGUAAGCAAUGUUGCUUUGUAUCCGCGUGUAAACGUUUGGCUUCUCAUUGUAUUAAAUGCCUUAUAUGUUAAAAGAUUUAUUUCUGUUACAAUAAAAUUAAACAUUUCAA
Molecule: messenger RNA, 1027 nt
Organism: Mya arenaria
Lineage: Eukaryota; Metazoa; Mollusca; Bivalvia; Myida; Myidae
Product: interferon alpha-inducible protein 27, mitochondrial-like
Exons: 5
Coding region: 167-517 (116 amino acids)
Cellular component (GO): membrane
Source: RefSeq, a predicted model, not a curated record